Molecule: messenger RNA, 1602 nt
Organism: Fomitiporia mediterranea MF3/22
Lineage: Eukaryota; Fungi; Basidiomycota; Agaricomycetes; Hymenochaetales; Hymenochaetaceae
Product: alpha/beta-hydrolase
Exons: 8
Coding region: 1-1602 (533 amino acids)
Source: RefSeq, a predicted model, not a curated record
AUGCUAUCUUUGUUCGGCGAGGCUCUGUCGUCUGUCGUCUUCCCUCGAGACAGUUCUCAUAUUGUUGAUACCGGCUAUGCAAAAUUCCGUGGUAACUUCACGGAACCGUUCAGUCUGGCCUUCCUUGGUGUACCGUACGCAGAACCACCUGUUGGUGACCUACGCUUCCGCGCACCAGUCCCGUUGGAUACUGAAAAGCUGAAAGGAAAUGGCGGUGUCAUUGACGCAACUAGCUAUCCCAACUUUUGUGUUCAAGGUAGUAUAGGAGAAGGUGAUGCUGGAGGUGCUGGAAGUGAAGACUGUCUGAAGAUCAAUAUUUACACGCCUGUGAAUGCGACUUCAAAGAGCAAAUUGCCCGUUCUAUUUUAUAUUCAUGGAGGAGGCUAUGUUUAUGGGAAUCCUCGAAACUGGCCGUUCGAACAUUGGAUCAACCAAUCCCCAAAUGUCGUCGUAGUUUCCGUGUACUACAGGCUCGACUCUUUCGGUUUCCUCGCACAUCCUGAUUUCUCGAACCCGUCCAUUGCGGAUCUUAAUGCUGGGAUGAAGGAUCAACUGCUCGCAUUGAGAUGGGUGCACGAUAAUAUCGAAGCCUUUGGAGGUGAUCCCGAUCAGGUGACGAUCAACGGACAGAGCGCAGGAGGAGGAAGUGUUGAGAUCCAUAUGAUUGCGAACGAAGGCUCUGAAAAACUAUUUUCCGGAGCAAUUGCACAGAGUGUUGACAGAGAGAUUCUGCCGCUUCCAGAGCAGCAGGAGCCAUUGUUCGACUUCUAUGCGGAACAGGCGGGCUGCGGAGGUCUGAGCUCUGUUAGCGCUACCGUUUCCUGCCUCCGAAAGGCAUCGAUAAGUGCCCUAGCCCGCGCUCAAGACGCAGGUGCGUCGUUCAAUGGAUCUCUGUACAACAAAUGGCGUCCGGUCGUAGACGGCAGUCUGAUCCCCGACUAUCCUACGAAGUUGCUGGCAGAGGGUAGAUUCCUACACGUUCCUCUCAUUGCAGGAGCCACAAGCAACGAGACCGGGGGAGGAACGAAUAAUCUCACUGCUGUGUUGCACCCUGCGUACCCUUUGCUAAAUGCAGCCGAGCUCGAAAAGUUCAACCAAGUGUAUAACCCCGCCCAGUUUUCUUCCGAGGAGGAGUGGAUACGCACAGCAACUGGUGAACCGGGGUUGAGAUGUGGGAGAGAAAUGAUGGGUGCUGCGGGAGUUAAAAACUCCAAGGCUUGGACUUACCGGUACAACCAGCCGAAUCCCACGCAAAAUGAGCCAGGUAUCACAGAGCACGCCGCGGAGAAUUGGAUGAUGUUCUUGGGUACCAAUACUGGUACGAAUGGCAGCACUGUAUUCACAGGCCUCGACCCUGUCGAGACGGCGUUCAGCGAAGAGCUGAUAGCCUACUGGCUCUCGUUUGUCCGAACGAAGGAUCCGAACACAUUCAAACUUGAGCGGUCGCCGUUCUGGCCAGACUUCUCUACCAACAAGAGGGCCGUACUGCAGCAGGACCAGCAGAAUGAGACACGGGCUAGUAGUAUUUUCGUGGAGGAGGAGGAUGCAGCCAAGAGUCGAUGUGCAUUUGUAGCGUCAGUAGUUGAGCAUAUGCAGGAUUAG